Messenger RNA from Chlorella variabilis, 1923 nucleotides. RefSeq lists its product as hypothetical. The record is from RefSeq and is a predicted model, not a curated record. The transcript has 12 exons. NCBI's taxonomy places the organism in Eukaryota, Viridiplantae, Chlorophyta, Trebouxiophyceae, Chlorellales, Chlorellaceae. The coding region runs from base 1 to 1923 and encodes 640 amino acids.
AUGUUAGUGCUCAACUUGCGGCCUGGCACCGCCAGCGGCUCCUCUCGUGAUGUAGCGCACCUGAAGGCAGCCAUUGUGCGAUCAAACGGUUCGCAGUGCGAUUGCCCAGAGUGCCGGCCCCCCGGCGACUGUGGCAGCGCCGCCGCUCAACCCGCGGAAGCAGAGGCCGCAGAACCGGGGCGCGACCAACAACACCAGCAGCUUGACGAGCUCCAGAAACAGCUCGAGGAGCGACAACAGCAGCUAGAGGCGAAGCAGCGGGAGCUUGAGGAGCAGCAGCAGCCGGCAGAGGACGAGACAUCUGCCAGCCAGGAAUGCCCGCCGUGCCAAGCAGCAGAAGAGGCAGCCAAGUGCCCCGACCCGCCCGAUUGCCCCAAGCCGACACCCUGUGAGGAGCAGAGCAACGGGGGGGAGCGCCAGGGGCAGGAGGAUGAGGCCACGGUACAGGAGGGCGAGGCAGAACAGAAGAAACAGGAGGGUGCGGCAGAGGAGGGAGAUAGGCAGAACGAUGCAGCAGGGGAGAACCACGAGUCGGCUGUAUGCCCCAAGUACGACGCUGCCAUCCAGGAGCGGCUGUGGCAGUACGACCCUUUCCUGCCGGAGCGCUCGCUGCGGCAGGGCAUCUACAGCAUGGGGGAGGGCUCCCGCAUGCGCCGCUUCACCGACAAGCUGCUGGCGGGCAAGCCCGUCUCGCUGUCGGCGGUGGGUGGGUCGGUGACGGCAGGGCAGGGCGCUGCACACGGGCAGCCCGUCAUGAACCGUAUCUGGAACUGGAUCCUGGAGGUGUCGCCCCAAGCACAGGCGAACCACACGCUCAAGCACGGCGCCUUUGGGGGCAGCACCUCAGGCCAGUCAGCCACCAUCUUCACCGUGUGUGUCAACGACAUGGUUCAGCCGGACGUGGACCUGGUGCUGGUGGAGUUUGCCGUGAAUGACCCCAAGGCCACGGGCCGCUUCCGCGACCCCGACCGCCUCAGCUUUGAGCGCCUGCUGCGCAAGCUGCUGGAGUUUGAAAACAGGCCGGCGGUGGUGCUCCUCCAACACUAUUCGUGGUUCACUGCUGGCGGCGGGGGAGAGAAGCGAGCCGACUAUACUUAUACUGCAGAAAACGACUUCAAUGUGCUGGCCCAGUACUAUGGGCUUCCCGUUCUGUCCAUUCGUGCGGCCGCCUAUCACCUCAUGCUGAACAAAGUCAAAGGGUUCCAGGCCCACGUCGCAUACAACAGCCACGAGAAGGAGGAGGAUGAGGACAGCCUGUUCUUUUUCGAUGACAUGCACCCCCAGGACCGCACAGGCCACCGCGCUCUGGCGGACCUGUUUGUAGGCUUUGUCCGCGCCACCGCUGAGGCAGUGCCUGCGCCCAUGGUCCCAGGCAACCUGCAGCGCAACUCCUCCACCUGCUUGCUGCAGCGUAACUUUGAAAAGGUGGUGGUGGCGCAGCAAGGUUUCGUGUGGAAGAACGAGCGGCCCGCUGCAGACGUUUCCAAUCAAAAGUGGGGUUGGAUUAGCGAGCAGCCGGGGUCAUGGGCAGAGCUGGCAAUGGACACGACCUCAGUCCUGGAGGAUGAUCUGAAAGUGGACACGAACGAGGUGAUCAUUAGCUUCCUCAAGUCAUACGAGCACAUGGGCAAGGCCAAGGUGCAGUGCGUGGCCAACUGCACGUGCCAGGAGUCGAUGCUGGAUGGCCACUGGACAGAACAGGCGUCCCUCACAGAGCUGCACCGCUUCCAGGCCUCGCAGCACAAGCAGUGCCGGGUCAAGGUGACGGUUCUUGACGAGACCUCCAGCCCUGACAAGGGCAGGAAGGUCAAGCUGGUGGGCAUGAUGGUGGUGGAGGGCGGCUUCAGCCUGGAUGCCAUGGGCGUACAGCUAGAUUUAUUUGCCAACCGCGGCGACAAGGAUUUGCGGAUGAGUGAGGGUUGA